AUGAACAAAAAAGAUAAGACUGAAGAGGGUCAGGUACAACUAGACGAUAAAAAUAAGUACCUGCCCCUAGAAACAUCUAUGGUUAGAGAAACAUUCAACAAAGUUCAAGACCUCAUGUCAAACGCCAGACCCACCGCGCAUACCAGUGUUNAGCCAAAACACAACCUGCCACACAAAGAACGUAAAGCUAUCAGAGAGCUUAAAACAAAUUCUGAAAUAAAAAUAAAAAAGGCAGACAAGGGAUCAACAACAGUCAUAAUGAACAAAAAAGAUAAGAUUGAAGAGAGCCAGGUACAACUAGAUGAUAAAAAUAAGUACCUGCCCCUAGAAACAUCUAUGGUUAGAGAAACAUUCAACAAAGUUCAAGACCCCAUCAACGAGCUCCACCGCCAUAACUACAUCAACGAUAUGACAAAGAAAUGGCUACCGGUAUGUCAAACGCCAGACCCACCACGCAUACCAGUGUUUUACACACUUACAAAGAUUCACAAACCUACACCUGUAGGAAGACCUAUAAAAUCAGGUUGUGAUGGUCCAACAGAACGGAUAUCAUCAUUUGUAGACUACAUCCUCCAGCCAAUAGUAAAAUCACAAAAAUCGUGUCUCAAGGAUACAAAAGACUUCAUCAAUUUUGUAGAAAAAACGAAAGUCCCACACAACGCAAUUAUGGUAUCACUGGACGUUACCAGCCUGUACACCAACAUUCUUCAAGAAGAGGGUAUCGAAACUGUAUGCAAAGCAUACGAAACAUUCUAUCAAGGAGAAACCCCAAUACCAACCAAUGCGCUAAGGAAAAUGCGUAGACUUAUACUUCAGGAGAACUCCUUCCAAUUUUGUGGAAGAGACUACCUUCAGACUCACGGCACUGUGAUGGGCACUAAAAUGGCAGUUGCUUUUGCCAAUAUCUUUAUGUCCGCAGUUGAAACCAAACUCAUCAACAAGAGCAAAACGAAACCACUCAAGUGGAAAAGAUACAUUGAUGAUAUAUUUUCUUUGUGGGGUACAACAAAAGAAGAGAUUGAUCUCUUUAUCUUAGAAGCCAACAGGCAUCAUACUACCAUUAAAUUCACGGAUAAUAUAUCAGAGAAAGAUACAAACUUCCUAGACACUACAGUAUUUAAAGGCGAAAGAUUCUACGAGGAGUCAAUCCUAGACAUUCGCACACAUUUCAAACCUACUGAAACCUUUCAGUACACGUAUUUCUCUUCUUGUCACGCCCCCGGUGUGGCGAAGGGCUUCAUCAAAGGGGAAGCCCUCAGACUUCGUAGAACCAACUCUUCAAAAGCGCUUUUUGAAGAAAGCAUUAAUAUUUCAAGUCGCGAUUACGCGACAGAGGCUAUCCAAACAACAUAG
This is a messenger RNA of Orbicella faveolata, 1353 nucleotides long. RefSeq lists its product as uncharacterized. The record is from RefSeq and is a predicted model, not a curated record. Lineage: Eukaryota; Metazoa; Cnidaria; Anthozoa; Scleractinia; Merulinidae.